AUGAGGUCAACUUCACAGGCUCUCCUGCUUGGAGCUCUGCUCCAAGCUACGAAUGCAAUGGAGAUGGCUCACGCUGCCCAAAGGAACCGCGUACGCGAUGCAGCACCAGCGAUAACCGAAGCCCCAUACGGCCUGGUUCACGAAGCAGAGCUGCUUGUCGGCCACAACGGACUUCACGCUCGGCAAGCAGCCUCUUCGAGUGAGCCUCUGGUGGUCACUGUCGCGCCCGAUGCAACAUGCGGAUACUUGUCUGGGCAAGCAGGCGCUGCAGUCACCUGUCCCAAUGGUCGUGCGUGUUCAUGGGCCACCGCUAGUCGUACCGGUCUCGUCGGUUGCGGCAACGAGAUCUAUAUCCUUUGCGUCGAGUCUAGUGUAGCCGUCAAUCCUAGUUCAUGCGAUGACGUGUGUCAAAGUAACACUUUCUAUCUUAAAUGUACCGACUCCGACACGCCCUUCUGCCGCACGUAUGCCUACCCAAGUGGUAUUGCCGACUAUCGCUGUGCAUCCACAUCCGUCGAGAAGGCACAAUCUGUCGACUUCACAUAUGACGGCCAGAAGAAUGCCAACUUCAAGACAACAACUCUCAGCGACGGCAUCGCAUCACAGUCACUAUCAGCCACCAACACCGACAGCGGUAGUGGCUCUGCUGGACAGGCAAGCGAGACAGAGACACAAGCAGAAACAACCACUACUUCUGAGGCUCCUGAGCCUACCAAGAAGAGCAAGUCAACGCCUGUUGGUGCCAUUGUCGGCGGUGUAGUCGGUGGUGUCGCUCUCAUUGGCCUCAUCGGUCUUGGUGUCUUCUGCCUGCUGCGCAGACGUAAAUCCAAGCCUGAACCCGCUCCCGCUCCAGCUCAACCAGUCAUGGCUCAGCAACAAGCUCCUCCUCCCGCCCCUAUGAACCAGAAUCCUUAUCCUCAGCAACAGUAUUUCCAGCCAGCUGUGCAGCCUUAUCCCGACCAUAGCAUGGCGGCAUCUCCUGCGCCAUCAGAUGCUCGUAUAUCGAUGAUGAGUGGACCUGUCUCAAGUGUCGGACCAACUUCACCCGGGGGAUGGCAUCAACAGCCAUCGCCCCCGCCGUUUCACACACCUGCGCCGGCAUAUGAGAUGGCUGGGCCUGAGGCGCGUGAGCAGGAGCCGGUCUAUGAGAUGGGUUCUGACUCUGUGAAGAAGUGA
This is a messenger RNA of Fusarium mangiferae, 1176 nucleotides long. RefSeq lists its product as uncharacterized. The record is from RefSeq and is a predicted model, not a curated record. The transcript is spliced from 2 exons. NCBI's taxonomy places the organism in Eukaryota, Fungi, Ascomycota, Sordariomycetes, Hypocreales, Nectriaceae. Bases 1 to 1176 code for a protein of 391 amino acids.